Racocetra fulgida is the source of this 232-nucleotide messenger RNA. The record is from the annotation of a GenBank genome assembly. NCBI's taxonomy places the organism in Eukaryota, Fungi, Glomeromycota, Glomeromycetes, Diversisporales, Gigasporaceae.
AACUGAAUGUGAUCGAUUUUUAAAUGCUAUGUUCAUAUUACCAAAAUGGUCUGAAGUUGAUGCAAUUAACUUAAAUAAACUUGAAUUUUUAAAGAAUCCUGUUAUCAAAGUUCUUGCUAAACAUACUGAUGACCAAGAAGCUAAAAAAGCUGAUUCUGAUAUUGCUAAAGGUCUUGAAGCACAACUUUUAUUAGCUAAAGAUGCUCGAAUUAUGUUAACAACAAAUUUAUGA